AUGCUACUCUCAAUCUGUCCAAGACCUCUCCGAUUCCCGUGGAAGCGUUCUCCCCGACAGACUGGAGUUCUGUACCAGUCGCCUCACUCGAUUCCUUUGCCGCUCUACGCAUCGGUUUCGAAAGUACUUCCAAUUCUUCCCGUCCUCUUCCGUCGUGUUUUACUAUAUGAAAGCUUGGACCCCGAGCUUUUCCAGAUCAAAGAUGUGAAUAAUGUGCUACUAUGUAUCGCUGCUCUCCAAUUUGGGGCCGCUGUUUUUGGGGCCAACAACAUGACCCUCCGAUACAAAACGUGGCGGGCCCUGAUAGAUGAUCUAGUCCAAACCAGACAUCAAGCAGCAGCCCUCCUGGCAGAGAUUAUGGGAUGUUCGCGAGCCUCCACCCGCCGUACACUCAACACUAUCAAUAUGGCUGUCAGCACAUUUUAUGCACAAGCUCUCUUCCAUCAUCGCCUUUUAUAUCCUCCUUGUCCGCCAUCGACCCUCCAUCGCCUAGCGGUAACAAACAUUGUCGAGAUCGCACGCAAGCAACACAUGUCAGAUCCGCGCCUACUCCGUCGGCUGCAUUGGCCACUCCUAAUGGCGUUGCGCGAGCGUCUUCUCGAGUUGCGCGAGUUCCACUCCGAGUAUCGUUGGGCCAAUGAUAUUGCGGAUGAGGUCCUAGCACGGCAAGUUGCAAGCCAGGGGCAAUAUGCGGAUGUGGCAGAAUCAUUACGCCGACGUUGCAGUCAGUUUACGGAGUAUACCGUCACGAUUUUCGGGGCGACCAAACCACAGCUAAGCGCUGGUCGACAACUUGCAGGCUUACAGCUCCCCAAAGUACCACUAAUUAAUAGGAUCACCCUGUCUGAUAGGCUUUCUCUUUCUCAUUGGUCGAGAUGUGCCAAUGCAUUCCAAUCCUCGCAUCAAUAUAUGCGAUAA
This is a messenger RNA of Aspergillus ochraceoroseus IBT 24754, 918 nucleotides long. RefSeq lists its product as uncharacterized. NCBI's taxonomy places the organism in Eukaryota, Fungi, Ascomycota, Eurotiomycetes, Eurotiales, Aspergillaceae. The transcript has 6 exons. The coding region runs from base 1 to 918 and encodes 305 amino acids. The record is from RefSeq and is a predicted model, not a curated record.